AGUUCUGUCAAAAAUGGUAUAAAUGGCAUAAACAUGUUAAAGUUUGGGGUGUUUAUAGUUUCAAAAAGUUGUUCAAAUCCACUUAAAAAGGCAAGGUGCUCUCAUAGGAGAAGUGUUCAGAAAGGAGAUGCAAACUUUCCACAAUCUGUCAACCCUUGACAAAACCAUAAACCUACUUAAAAAGCUUGUUCUCUCCCAAGCAGAAUGUUGUUUUGUUCACAAAAACAUUGGUUGUGGUGUUACUCACAGAGAGGUUGCUGCUGUGCAACAUGACACUUUGAUAUGCCGUAUUACUGAGCAGAUGUUGUUGUAUUUGUGUGCAGGUUAAAGUGAUGGUACGCGUAUGUCCUUCAUCGCCCGUAAGCGCAGCAGAGUCCAGCUCGUUCCUGAAGGUCGAUUCUCGUAAGAAGCAGGUGACCAUCAUGGAUCCAGAAGUGAAUUCUCAGCAGAAUCAAACUCAGAAAUGUGGCAGCUCCAACCAGGUUCCUCCAAAGAUGUUUGCAUUUGAUGCAGCCUUCUCCCAUGAUGCCUCUCAGGCAGAGGUUUGUGCAGGAACUGUGGCUGAGGUCAUUCAGUCUGUAGUCAAUGGAGCAGACGGCUGUGUAUUUUGUUUCGGACACUCCAAACUAGGCAAAUCCUACACUAUGAUCGGCAAGGACGACUCCAUGCAGAGUUUAGGGAUCAUCCCGUGUGCCAUCUCCUGGCUCUUCAAACUGAUCAACGAGUGCAAGGAAAAGACAGGCGCACGCUUCUCUGUACGAGUGUCGGCUGUGGAGGUCUGGGGAAAAGACGAGAACCUGAAAGAUCUGUUGUCGGAGGUGGCGACAGGCAGUUUGCAGGACGGUCAGUCUCCAGGAGUCUAUCUCUGCGAGGACCCCAUCUGUGGGAUGCAGUUACAGAAUCAGAGUGAGUUGCGCGCUCCUACGGCUGAGAAGGCAGCCUUCUUCUUGGAUGCUGCCAUUGCUGCACGUUACAGCAGUAAGCCAGACUACGAUGAAGAGGAGCACCGUAACUCUCACAUGCUCUUCACCUUACACAUUUACCAGUAUCGAAUGGAAAAGACCGGCAAAGGUGGAAUGUCAGGAGGCAGGAGCCGACUGCACCUCAUCGAUCUUGGCAGCUGUGUUAAGGUUUUGAGCAAGACCCGUGACAGCACUACAGGACUCUGCCUCUCUCUGUCUGCUCUGGGGAAUGUCAUCCUGGCUUUAGUAAAUGGCAGCAAGCACAUCCCUUACAAAGAUAGUAAGCUAACAAUGCUGUUACGUGAGUCCCUGGGAAAUAUGAAUUGUCGCACGACUAUGAUAGCCCACAUUUCCUCAUCACCCAGCAACUUCUCAGAGACACUCUCUACUCUUCAAAUCGCCUCUCGUGUUCUUAGGCUGAAGAAGAAGAAGGCUAAAGUAAGCAUGCAAUACACAUCCAGUUCCUCUGGUGGUGAGAGCUCAUGUGAGGAAGGAAGAAUGCGUCGCCCAACACAGCUGAGAACUAUCCAUUCUAGAAAUGUUGUUGAUUCAGAGAUGCCCCUGCUACACCUCUCCAGUGACCCUGAAGAUUAUUCCAGCAGCGAACAGUCAUGUGACACAGUUAUCUAUGUAGGUCCAAAUGGCUCAGCCCUUUCAGACAAAGAGCUAACAGACAACGAAGGUCCUCCAGAGUUUGUUCCUAUCAUCCCAUCCCUACAUAAAAAUAAAGCAGAUCUUGGCCAGACUUCUUUGACAUCACAACCAUCUCAACAGGUUGUAGCCCCACAAGUUCAGGCCUCACAGUCUGUACAACACUUGCAGACAAUUCAUCCCCGGCCACUUCCACCUUUGUCAGAGGAAGGUGCUGAGCCAGGUAAAAAAGAAAAAGACUGUCUUAAGUGCAACACUUUUGCAGAGCUCCAAGAGAGGCUGGGCUGCAUUGAUGGAAGAGAAGAGGUUACGAAAUUCCCUUUUGAAGAAGUCUCUGCCAACAGAGCUGCCAAAUUUGACCCUGACCACGGUCAAAUUGUUAAAGGGGGUCAGCAAUCCAGUUCUCCAAAGAGGAUCUCUGACCAGCAACUGGAGGAGAUCCGUGAGGUGGUUGAAGAAGCAGAGAUUGCUCAGUCAAUAAUUGAAAGCUUGACACAGUCUUCAACAGGCAGUUGUGGACUCUCAAGCAGCAGAAGUGUGACUGGCAGCAGUGGUAUUGGGCAACUAACUCCUCUUCACAGAGCGAAGAGCUCCAGUUUAACUGACAGCAAAGAAUCCAUCAGUGGUGGAAGCAGCAGUGAGAGUAAACCUCGUCCUAUGGGCUCCCCACGGUUGGGCAUUGCCAGUCUUACGAAAACCUCAGAAUACAAACCACCAUCCUCUCCCUCUCAUCGCUGCAAAGUGUACACCCAGAAAGGAAUAAUGCCUGGCACACCACCUCACUCCUCACAUAAUCUUAAUAAAGACUCUAGAAAAUCAUCUACUGAGUCUUUGCUUAAUCCUGAGUCUAGAAACUCUCCGUUGGGGAUGAGUCCACAAGUCCUAAAGAGAUCUUUAUCAUCCAAUAGCCUUGGAUCAGCUGAGACACUGUGUGAUGAUGUUCCUCAGCUGCCUUUGGACAGUAAGAAAAAUGUGAAUGAUGCCACAGUUACACUGGAGCAUCCUUUGGAACCCAAUGGAGAGGAUGAGCUGGUGUUUACCGUUGUGGAAAAGCUGACAAUUAGUGGGGUAAUGGAAAAUGGUAGACCGACCAGUAUUAUCAGCUUUAACAGUGACUGCUCCGUGCAGGCUAUGGCAUCGGGUUCAAGACCUGUAAGUAUAAUUAGCAGCAUGAGUGAAGACGUAGAACAUUACACUACUGUUCCCUGCACUACGACCACCACUAUCUCACAAUUCAACAUUUCUAAAUUCCUGCCUCUCAGCAAGAUAGAAGGGGACACCCAGGCUAGUUGUCGAUCCUCAAUCAGCUCAUGGCUGAGUGAAAUGAGUAAUGGCAGUGAUGGCGACCAGUCAUGUCAUAGCUUUGUUGCCCAACAGUGCUUUGGACAAGGUGAGGAAGUGGCUGAAGACAGGCUUUUAGAAAUUCAAGAAGAAGGUGACAUAGACCCUGAGUCAACUGAACAAAAGAAAUCAGACAAAGAGAGUGAUUCCAAUAAAACCGAAGUGAAUGAUAAAAACACAGCUAAACACAAAAUAGACAAGCUGUCCUUCACCUCAAGUGGCUAUGUUCCUUUUAAGACUAAUAUCACAACUCACCCAUGUGCUGCUGUUAAUCCAAUGGUUGUGCAGGACGACUUAGAAACCAAAACCUCUCUAGUCAAAGAUACCAAAUCACCAUGUGUUCCAAUCUCAAGUGAGAUACAUUUUGAUGACCCUUGGAUGAAAAGGGAGGGAUGUGAAGAGACCAAGCCUUUGGAGAUGGUCUGUGAUAUCAAGUCAGAGAAUAGAACAUCUGAUUCUGUAAAAAGGAAAUGUCAGAUUGACAAGCACAGGUCAAGUGAAGCAGCAAGUUCCCCUGAUUCCAUGAACCGGGUGUUGGAUGGCUGUGAGAUGGUCUUCAAUGCAUCUGAAAGCAUAAUUCAAGUGUACUCUGCAGACAUCCUCAGGACGGGUAGUCUCCCUCGUGCAUGGCAUCGCUUGAAUAAGCAAGACGAUCUGGAAGACCCUACAUAUCGUUACAUGAGUGGAGAGUAUAAAAGCCUUGGGGUUACCACUUCCACUCCCUGCAGUCCAAGAGCCACACUUGAAAGAAGAAGUUCAGCAGGGAGGCAAGGAAUCUUUGGUCGUCAGAAAGGAAUCCCACCAUUGCCACCUGUAAGGAAGUCUAGCCUUGACCAAAGGAAUCGAGCAAGUCCACAGCAUAAUCCAGGAAAUUCUCAGACACCAAACCAGCAUCUUUCUUUCCUUGGCAGCACACCUGAAGAUCUGGCCAGUAAACAUAAAGGACCAAAUGUAGAGAGCAGCAGACUCUUCAGUGCCAAACUUGAGCAGUUAGCAAACAGAACAAAUUCCUUAGGGAGGUCUCAUGGGGCACAUUAUAACUGUCAUUCCUUAGAGAGGGCUGAGAGUUUGAACUCUCUAGGCUCUAAGGGAGGAGUUACAAAAGACAGUACAAUGCCAAGGACAGGUAGGAGCAUCACCCGUUUUUUGCUCUCAUCACCUACCAGUGGACCAAAUGGUAAUAAUAAUGCCCCACAAUCACCCAAAGCAAGUCAAUCCAAAAUCUCUGCUGUUAGCAAACUCCUUAUGGCAAGUCCCAAAGCUCGAAGCUUAUCAACCUCUAGCACAAAGACCCUAAGUUUUUCCACCAAGUCCCUCCCACAGUCCGUAAACCGAAGCUCAAGUUUGCCUUCAAAUGGAAAGAACCAGAACCAAAAUUCAUGGUCAACUCAGUCCUUAAGUCGCAGCAGGGGGACAGGGUUAGUAUCUAAGCUACCAUUAAGAGCAGUGAAUGGACGAAUCUCUGAGCUCCUUCAAGGUAGUGGCAGCUCUCGUGCUACCCAAGGACGUGGGGCUUCAGACACUGAGGAGAGAGGAGCAGCAGUCCAAGGAGAGGAAAGGCCAGUGGUCCAUACUUUGCCCUCACCUUACAGUAAGAUCACUGCUCCAAGAAGGCCUCACCGUUGCAGUAGCGGACAUGCCAGUGACAACAGCAGUGUUCUAAGUGGAGAGCUUCCUCCAGCCAUGGGAAAGACUGCUUUGUUCUACCACAGUGGUGGCAGCAGUGGCUAUGAGAGUAUGAUACGAGACAGCGAGGCCACAGGAAGCACAUCAUCUGCUCAUGACUCGAUGAGUGAAAACAGCAGCUCUGUUAGUGGUCGCAGGAGCCUUAAGAAUUCAAAGAAAAGAAGUAAUACAGGGUCCCAGAGACGCCGUCUAAUCCCUAACCUCACCUUAGACACCACCUCUCCCGUGAGAAAGCCACUCAUCAGUCCAGGAGUACGCUGGGUGGAUGGCCCCCUCCGGCCAACACAGAGGUGUUUAGCUGAACCUUUUGAGAUUAAGGUCUAUGAGAUUGAUGAUGUUGAACGUCUACAGAGGAGGCGGACCGUAGGCAAUAAGGAAGUGGUAUACUUUAGUGCCAAACUGAAGAUCUCAGAGCAUCGGCAACAGAGAAUCUCAGAGGUGCGGGCCAAGUAUGAUUGGCUGAAGAAGGAACUAGAGCAAACCAAACAAUAUCUUAUGCUGGAGCCAGAGAAAUGGACCACUGAAUUUGACCUUCAACAGAUGUGUGAAGUGGGCUCUCUGGAAUAUUUGGAAGCUCUGGAGUUUGUCACGGAACGACUGGAGAAUCGGGUCAACUUCUGCAAAGCUCAUCUGAUGAUGAUCACAUGCUUUGACAUCACCUGUCGGCGACGGUAAAAGAUUCGCCAAGUAUUAUGGACAGUUGGAAAAGGAAAAGACUCAGCAGGGUGUAUGUGAGCAAGUUACAAAGUUGAAAAUGUUGAAAUGAUUAGGAAAAUAUAUAGGCUUAAAUUUUUUCUAAAAUGGAUUUUGGUGGGGAAUGGAAAUGCUGGACUUGGAGAGUUGAUGAAAAGAAAAGAAACGUUGUCCCACAUAGAUGGAUAAGCACUUUGGAACUUCAGAGUCGUUGUUUGCAAAAAUGGAUUGCUCGCUUGCAGUGAAUAAAAUAAAUAUAUUGCCAUAUGUGGAUAAAAGAACAGAUUGUUAAAGAAGAUAAAUAAAAACAGAACAAAAAGGACAAGUGCCUUGUGAACACUUCAAUAUCUUGGAAACCUAUGGACAAAAAUCCAUAUUUGUGUACAGAUGGUGCUAGCUUAAAAAAACAUGGAUACAAACAAACAAACAAAAGUUUAAAAAGUAUCAAAAAAAGAAAACACUGCUUGUUAAAUCUCUUAUUCUGUCUUGGUAUUUGUAUUGUUAUACACUAGUCACAUUCAACAUGAACUGUUACAUGUGUUUUAUAUGAUUUUUUGUAUUCUUGGACACACUGAGACCACAUAGAGUGUUUCGUAUUCCAUGGAAUAGCACAGCAGGACAUCUCGAAGAAUUAUUCUGGCAUCGACUCAUUGAUUUUUCACAUCCCCCCGCAGUUAUGUUGGCAUUUUCAGCAGCGUGAUGCCUCGCGCCUGGCCACUCCAAAGUGAGACGGUUGAGAGGCGAGAAGAAUCCUCAGUCUGGCCGGACCAACAAGGAUCUCUUUUAUCAAUAAUGCAUCCCUACUUCUUGAGCAUUUUUAAAACAAAACGUCCUAGUAUAAUAUCGUUCGUUAAAUACAACUUUAGUAGAACUUGCCAAAUGUAGUCUUUUGCAUUGCAUUCCAGAUCAAAUUGGUGCAUAUGUCUGCUCAUUGGCCUUCUCUCUAUGUGGUCUCAUUGUAAGUGUGCUGACACUUUGGUAUAAAUCUGUUUAUAUAUACUGUAUAUAUAUAUAUGGUGCUUGAGACAGUUUCAGCUCUAAAUGUUUAUAGCCUGUUUCUGGUACUUACUAAAGACUUCAUAUGCUUUUCCAUUCCCGCUUCACUCCUCCUGCCUGCCCUGACCCUCGCCAAAGCAAAGGGGAGCAACUUUCCUGCUGUCCUUUUGCCAUUGUAAUGAAUGAAGGAUAUUAUUUAUUUUUAACCUCAGGAGGCCUGUAUGACAGAGAUGCUUAGAUUCUAUAAUUUAUUUAACCUGCAAAGCACUAUGCAUUAAAAUUGUACAGUAGCUAAAAUUCAUGCCAUAUAUAUCUAUAUAAAAUGUACUUAUAUAUUUCACUUUUGUUCUUUGUUUUUGCAUUUUUUUGUAUUCGCAUCUAUUGCCAAAUCAUGGGAGACGAGAGAACAAGCAAUUUCCAUGUUUAUUCAUGAAAUGUUUUUCAUCACAACCCGUCACAUUCUUCAGCAUCUGUGGAUCGUUUAAGUAAUGCAUUGUGUGAUAUGCUGUACAAUGUGAAACGAAUAUUUCCAUAAUGCGCUUUAAUGUUCAGGAACAUGGUUGCCAAACUAAGGCCUCGCUUCCUUUCACUAAUUCAUGUGACUAGAAAGGAAAAGCAAAAAAGACAGUUUGGCCCUACAGAUGGAUAAGAGAAGAUGAGAAAAGUUGUCAGCAUAUUGCUUCAUGUUAAUACUGCGACAGUCGGCAUGAUUUCUUGUUCUAUGAGGAAAAACAAAGUCUGAAUGAGAGUUUGAUUGACAUACGGACUGAUGUAAAUAAAAGAUGUUUCAGAAGCAGCAA
Carassius auratus (goldfish) is the source of this 7129-nucleotide messenger RNA. RefSeq names its product kinesin-like protein KIF26B. Bases 333 to 5315 code for a protein of 1660 amino acids. The record is from RefSeq and is a predicted model, not a curated record. The transcript has 10 exons. Gene Ontology annotation, molecular function: microtubule binding; microtubule motor activity; ATP binding. NCBI's taxonomy places the organism in Eukaryota, Metazoa, Chordata, Actinopteri, Cypriniformes, Cyprinidae. Gene Ontology annotation, biological process: microtubule-based movement.